AUGACGACGCUGCCUCCCCAACCCUGGCAUACAGUGAACAUUGAUUUUUGUGGACCAUUUCUAGGUGGUUCAUAUCUGUUAGUGAUUAUUGAUGCAUAUUCACGAUUUCCAGAGGUGGAAAUUGUAAGUUCAACAUCUGCAAAAUCAACAAUAUUGAAACUUGAACGAAUUUUUGCCACACAUGGUAUUCCAAAGGUGUUAAAGAGUGAUAACGGUCCACCAUUCCAGAGCCAUGAAUUUAGUCUGUACUUGAAAGAACUCGGCAUUAAACAUAAACCAAGCUCACCAUUAUGGCCCCAAGGAAAUGGACAUUCCGAGAACUUUAUGAAACCACUUGUAAAGGCUGUGAAAUCUGCCCAUCAUGAAAACAAAGAUUGGAAACGUGAAAUGUUUAAAUUUUUGCUCAAGUACAGAGCUACCCCACAUUCCACCACUGGCAAGGCACCGUCCGAGUUGCUAUACAACCGUAAGAUUCAAACAAAAUUACCUCAAGUGACAGUCGAAAAUGAUUCUUCACUUCAUCAAGAGGUGAAGGAGAGAGAUGAAAGGUUGAAAAAGAACCAAAAAGAAUAUGCUGAUUCCAAAAGAAGAGUUAAGUGUGCUGACAUCAAGAAAAGCGAUUUAGUUUUGGUGCGGCAACCGAAAUCAAAUAAAAUGUCCACAAAAUACGAUCCAAUACCAUAUGAAGUCACAAAUCGCCGUGGGAACAGGAUCACAGCAAUUAGGAAUGGGAAAUAUAUAACUCGGAACAUUUCGUUCUUUAAAAAGUAUCACCCCAGACAUGGCAGAUCGUUGGAGUCAACAGAGAUAAUGGAUGAAGAAAAUUAUUCCUCAGAUGAAGAUGUCCACGAAGAGCAUGAACAGUAUGAUGGACUGAGACAGAAUGAUCGUCCGCGGCAGUACAAUGGUCACAGACAAGAUGAUGGUCCGAGAUAUCCGGCAAGAGAAAUACAGCGGGUGUACAGAUAUGGAAAUAACAUUUAUGAUUGACCUGGACUAAAACAGAUAAGAUACAGUUUAAACAUUAUAUGCAUAUUUUGUUAUAGUUAGUACAAGAGCUCAUAUUUAAAUCAAGGGAGGGAUGCAAUGUUGACAUUACUGACACUAGCACACACGUGACUAGAAAGUUAGUUAAGUAUUUUUAGAAGCACGAGGCUAGGGAACCGGGAAGUAAUUGGAUACGUACUAUGCUGUUUGUACAAGUUGUUUGAUAUCUAUUGUUAUACUUAAAAGUGCUUGAUAUUGAUACAAAACCACGAACAUUACAAUGCAUACUUUUUGCCUCAAGUUAACUCAACAUUCGAAGGGUACAAUUUUCGCCAAGCAAAACAACAACACGGAGAAAAUGUUGACGCAUAUAAUACCCGGCUGAGACAACUCGCCCAAACCUGCGAUUUUACCGACGUCGAUAAAGAAGUAAAAUCACAAAUAAUUAUUGGGUGUUUGUCACAACGUUUAAGACGACAAGCUUUGCGUGACAAUCCAACUGUCAAAGAUCUACUAGCCGCGGGAAGAGCACAAGAGCGAAGCGAAGCACAAGCCGAAGCCGUAGAAAAAGGCGUGUCACCCGUAAAUUCCAUCAAACACGAGCAAAGCCAAAGAGACACGAGAAACAGAAAAAAUCACGGAAAAUAUCAACAAUCGAAGUCCAGAUACUUUGGGAACGCUGGAAAUCAACAAACACCCCCCGGAAAUCGACAAUUUCCCACCAGAAAUCAACAAAUACCCCCGGGAAAUCAACAAAUACCUACUCAACAAUGUCGCAAUUGUGGUGGAAUUUUUCCACAUAACGGUGACUGUCCUGCAAAAGGUAAAGAAUGUCGAGCAUGUGGGAAAAGCGGUCAUUUUGCCAAGGUUUGCAGAUCAAAACCCAAACGACGCGAAAUCCACCAAGUAUCGGAAACCCCAUCAGAGGAACCCCAAUAUCUAUUCACCUUGCAGAAUAACCAUCAGCACAAUACGUCACCACUCUGUGAAGUUUACAUAGCUAACGAAGCAGUCCAAACCAUCAUCGACUCGGGUGCCUCUGUCAAUGUUAUCGAUGAAUCCACUUACGAAAAGAUUCGAAAGAGCAACAAAAACGCAGUGCUCACCACACCCCGAUCCAAGAUAUUCACAUAUGGCUCAAAUAUGGAACUGCCACUCUUAGGUAUGUCUACAGCAGAAAUUCGUUUCCAGUCUAACACCGUCAACGCAACCUUCUAUGUCACAAAGGGACAAAAUGGUAAUCUCUUGAGCUGCAACACUGCCGAAAGUUUAGGAAUUCUAAAGAUAACGGUAAACACUGUUUUAGAUACCCCCAACACACCUCCCGAGCAAAAUUUUCCAGACUUGUUCUAUGGAAUUGGCAAGAUAAAGGACGAGACAAUCAAGUUGCAUAUUGAUCCCGAGAUUGAACCUAAGCAACAGUCCCACCGCCGCAUUCCAUUUCAUAUUAGAAAAGAUCUUGGAAAAGAACUUCAACGCUUAGAAGAUCUCGAUGUUAUCGAAAGGGUCGAGGGGCCCACCCCCUGGGUCAGUCCCAUCGUCGUAGUCCCAAAGAAAACAGGAGAAAUUUGCCUCUGUGUUGACAUGCGAGAGGCAAACAAAGCUGUGAAAAGAGAAAAGCACCUUAUGCCAACACUUGAUGAAUUCAUCACUGAUCUAAAUGGUGCAACUGUAUUCAGCACCCUAGACCUGACAUCCGGAUACCAUCAACUCGAGCUCGAACCCGAAAGCAGGCACAUUACAACAUUUUCCACACAUGUCGGUCUUCGACGAUAUAAAUGACUCAUGCAUAUGUUCGGAAUAAAUGCUGCAUCAGAAAUACUCCAAAAUUCAAUUGCUGAGCUUUUAACUGGCCUACCGGGAUGCAAGAACAUUUCCGAUGACAUCAUUGUUUAUGGUCGUGACGUCAGAGAACACGAUGAAAAUCUGAACCGUGUUUUAACCCGUCUACGAGAAUACAACGCCCGCCUCAACCCAACGAAAUGCACCUUCCGUAAGUCAGAAGUGAUCUUCUACGGACAUUCCUUCAGCGCGAAAGGGAUCAAAGCUGCACCUCAGAAUAUCAAUGCUAUCAAAACCAUGCAACCUCCAGAAAAUCCAAGUGAAGUGAAGUCCCUUCUUGGUAUGGCACAGUACGUUUCACGCUUCAUCCCGAAUUAUGCCACCAUUACUGCCCCUUUACGUGCCUUAACCCAUCAGAAUUCCGUGUGGAAAUGGGAGAUAGAAGAAGUAACCGCUUUUCGAAAGCUACAGAAUGAGCUAACUAGUGUCCGAGUCAUGGUUUAUUUUGACCCAACGAAGUCCACCAAAGUACUCGUUGACGCAAGCCCGACGGGUCUAGGAGCUAUUCUAAUGCAAGAUGAUAAAGUCAUCAGCUACGGAAGCCGUGCGCUGACUGAUGUUGAAAGUCGCUACUCCCAAACAGAACGAGAGAUGCUUGCAGUCGUCUAG
Molecule: messenger RNA, 3438 nt
Organism: Paramuricea clavata
Lineage: Eukaryota; Metazoa; Cnidaria; Anthozoa; Malacalcyonacea; Plexauridae
Source: the annotation of a GenBank genome assembly